Molecule: messenger RNA, 2263 nt
Organism: Sinocyclocheilus rhinocerous
Lineage: Eukaryota; Metazoa; Chordata; Actinopteri; Cypriniformes; Cyprinidae
Product: vacuolar protein sorting-associated protein 45-like
Exons: 15
Coding region: 399-2105 (568 amino acids)
Biological process (GO): vesicle-mediated transport
Source: RefSeq, a predicted model, not a curated record
AAUAGAUGCUGGAAAAAUACGAGUGUUCAGUGAUGGUUACGCCUUUCUCGCCCUCACCAAUAUGGCGUUUUAUUUACUCCGUUUUACGUAGCAGCCUUAAAUUAUGGGAUAUAUUUAUGCUCUACGACCUGUUCGCAGAUCAGUUGAACUAGUUAAUUGAACCUGCAGGACUGGCAUACCGACUGAAUUACAACUGUUCCCAAAUCAGACGCGGACCGAACGCUCGCGUACACCGGAAAUAGUUGAAAGCGCAGCCAGAGUUGUCUCGCAUUGUCAACAGUAUUGUGUAUACGGGAGUUUACUGAUGAAAAGAGUCCUUUAUCGUUCGUUAAACAACUUUGAAACGAUCUGAUCAAUUGACUCAUUCUCACUGACAAUUGGAACAUAAAUACGACAAAAUGAACGUGACUCUGGCUGUCAAGCAGUACAUUUCCAAAAUGAUAGAGAGCAGCGGACCCGGGAUGAAGGUGCUGCUGAUGGACAAGGAGACGACCAGUAUCGUAAGUGUGGUCUACACACAGUCUGAGAUCCUGCAGAAAGAAGUCUACCUUUUUGAGCGCAUUGACUCAAAAAACCGGGACAACAUGAAGCACCUUAAGGCAAUCUGCUUUCUUCGGCCAACCAAGGAGAAUGUAGAGCACCUGAUUCAAGAGCUUCGUCGGCCCAAGUAUAGUGUUUAUUUCAUCUAUUUCAGUAACGUGAUCAGUAAAAGUGAAAUAAAGGCUUUGGCUGAGGCAGAUGAACAGGAAGUAGUUGCAGAAGUGCAGGAGUUCUAUGGAGAUUUCAUUGCUGUGAACCCUCAUCUCUUCUCCCUCAAUCUUCAAGGAGUAUCCAGGGGUCGCAGUUGGGAGCCCAGUGUACUGCCUCGUGUAACUCAGGGUUUGACAUCAGUGUUGCUGGCCCUGAAGAAAUGCCCCAUGAUCCGCUACCAGCUCUCUUCUGACAUGUCCAAAAGGCUGGCAGAGAGUGUCAAACAAAUCAUUACUAAGGAGUAUGAACUGUUUGACUUCAGAAAAACAGAAGUACCUCCUCUUCUCCUGAUUUUAGACAGAAGUGAUGAUGCCAUUACUCCCCUUCUCAAUCAGUGGACAUAUCAGGCCAUGGUUCAUGAGCUACUGGGCCUCAAUAACAACCGCAUAGACCUGUCAAGAGUUCCUGGAAUCAGUAAGGACCUACGGGAGGUGGUCUUGUCGGCAGAAAAUGAUGAGUUUUAUGCAAAUAACUUGUACCUGAAUUUUGGUGAGAUUGGAACAAACAUCAAGAACCUAAUGGAGGAUUUCCAGAAGAAAAAGCCCAAGGACAAACAAAAAUUAGAGUCCAUAACUGACAUGAAGGCAUUUGUGGAUAAUUACCCACAGUUUAAGAAAAUGUCAGGCACGGUCUCAAAACAUGUAACUGUGGUUGGGGAGCUGUCUCGCCUGGUCAGUGAAAGACAGCUGAUGGAGGUGUCAGAGGUGGAGCAGGAGUUGGCCUGCCAGAAUGAUCAUUCCAGUGCACAACAGAACCUGAGGCGACUAUUGCAGAACCCUCGGCUUUCUGAAAUUGAUGCUGUGCGGCUGGUGAUGCUGUACGCGCUUCGCUAUGAGAAACACAGCAGCGGUAUUCUGCCCAGCCUUAUGGAGGAGCUCAACCGCAAAGGGGUGUUAGAGAGACACCGCAAGAUGAUACAAACCGUGGUGGAAUAUGGUGGCAAACGAAUCAGAGGAAGUGAACUCAUCGCUCCUACAGAUGCUGUGGCCAUUACCAAACAGUUUUUCAAAGGACUUAAGGGAGUUGAGAAUGUGUACACACAGCAUCAGCCGCUACUACAUGACACGCUGGAUCAGCUGAUCAAGGGUCGUUUGAAGGACAGCCAGUUCCCCUACCUCGGGCCAAGUUCUCUUAGAGACAGACCUCAAGACAUUAUUGUCUUUAUAAUUGGUGGGGCCACUUAUGAAGAGGCAUUGACUGUUUAUAACCUGAACCGCACAAUGCCGGGGGUGCGCAUCGUACUCGGGGGCACAAUCAUUCACAACACUAAAAGCUUUCUGGAGGAAGUGAGGCUUUCAGUAGGUUCAGGUGGUGACAGAACACAAGGCGGAGGCCGUCAGCUGAGCCGACGUUGAGCUGUUAUCAGCAUAUUAAUGUGUGCUUACACUCCCAGUGCUGUCUGUCCUCUGAACCCUAAACUGAGUAAAUUUUUCUUCUUUGUUUCUCACCUGACAUUCCUUGAGUUAAGAAAAUGGUAACAUUGCACGAUAAGGUUUAAUUCAUUAACAUUAAU